Molecule: messenger RNA, 3844 nt
Organism: Mesocricetus auratus (golden hamster)
Lineage: Eukaryota; Metazoa; Chordata; Mammalia; Rodentia; Cricetidae
Gene: Btbd9
Product: BTB domain containing 9
Exons: 11
Coding region: 157-1995 (612 amino acids)
Biological process (GO): circadian behavior; modulation of chemical synaptic transmission; adult locomotory behavior
Molecular function (GO): protein binding
Source: RefSeq, a predicted model, not a curated record
CGCCGCGACGGCGGCGGCGGGGAAGGCGGCGACGGCGGCGACCGAGGGGGCGGUGGCCACGAGGCAGGGUCUCUGCGGGCGGAAGAGACGUGCGUGGCGGCAUCUAGGUCGCUGAGGAACAUCGUCGGGGUCAGUGACUAUCAUCUAUUCCACACGAUGAGUAACAGCCACCCUCUUCGCCCCUUUACUGCUGUGGGGGAGAUUGAUCAUGUGCACAUUUUGUCUGAGCAUAUUGGUGCCUUGUUGAUUGGUGAAGAAUAUGGCGAUGUCACGUUUGUUGUGGAAAAGAAGCGCUUUCCUGCCCACAGGGUCAUUUUAGCAGCUAGGUGCCAGUAUUUUAGGGCAUUACUGUAUGGUGGGAUGCGAGAGUCUCAGCCUGAAGCAGAGAUCCCUCUCCAAGAUACCACUGCAGAGGCCUUCACGAUGCUGCUCAAGUACAUCUACACUGGGCGGGCAACACUGACAGAUGAGAAGGAGGAGGUGCUGCUGGACUUUUUGAGCCUGGCUCAUAAAUAUGGAUUUCCAGAGCUAGAGGAUUCUACUUCUGAGUACCUCUGCACCAUACUUAAUAUUCAGAACGUCUGCAUGACUUUUGAUGUUGCCAGUCUCUACUCCCUCCCCAAGUUAACUUGUAUGUGCUGCAUGUUCAUGGACAGAAAUGCCCAGGAGGUGCUUGCCAGUGAAGGCUUCCUCUCGCUCUCCAAGGCAGCACUCCUGAACAUUGUUUUAAGAGAUUCGUUUGCAGCUCCUGAGAAAGAUAUUUUCUUAGCCUUGUUAAACUGGUGUAAGCACAAUACAAAGGAGAAUCAUGCUGAAAUCAUGCAGGCUGUGCGUUUACCUCUGAUGAGCCUCACUGAGCUUCUGAAUGUCGUGAGGCCCUCAGGACUCUUGUCUCCAGAUGCCAUCCUAGACGCCAUUAAAGUGCGCUCAGAGAGCCGGGAUAUGGACCUUAACUACAGAGGCAUGCUCAUACCAGAAGAAAACAUUGCAACGAUGAAGUAUGGAGCCCAGGUUGUGAAAGGAGAGCUGAAGUCAGCCUUGUUGGAUGGUGAUACUCAAAAUUAUGACUUGGACCAUGGGUUUUCCAGGCAUCCCAUCGAUGAUGACUGCCGCUCUGGCAUUGAGAUCAAGCUCGGCCAGCCAUCCAUUAUCAACCACAUACGCCUCCUCCUGUGGGACCGUGACAGCCGGUCUUAUUCCUAUUUUAUCGAAGUGUCCAUGGAUGAACUUGAUUGGAUCAGAGUGAUAGAUCAUUCACACUACCUGUGUCGAUCUUGGCAAAAGUUGUAUUUUCCAGCUCGUGUCUGCAGGUAUAUCCGAAUAGUUGGGACUCACAACACAGUGAACAAGAUUUUCCACAUUGUGGCUUUUGAGUGUAUGUUUACAAACAAAACCUUCACUCUGGAGAAGGGCCUAAUAGUUCCCAUGGAGAAUGUUGCAACAAUUGCUGAUUGUGCCAGCGUGAUUGAAGGAGUCAGUCGAAGCCGAAAUGCCUUGCUGAACGGGGACACUAAGAAUUAUGACUGGGAUUCUGGCUACACGUGUCACCAGCUGGGAAGUGGUGCAAUUGUGGUUCAGCUGGCACAGCCAUACAUGAUUGGGUCAAUACGGUUAUUACUCUGGGACUGUGAUGAUCGAAGCUACAGUUACUAUGUUGAAGUUUCCACCAAUCAGCAGCAGUGGACCAUGGUGGCUGACAGAACGAAAGUAUCCUGCAAGUCCUGGCAAUCGGUCACUUUUGAAAGACAGCCUGCCUCCUUCAUCCGAAUCGUUGGAACACACAACACAGCAAAUGAGGUGUUCCACUGCGUCCACUUUGAGUGUCCGGAGCAGCAGAGCAGCCAGAAAGAAGGGAGCAGUGAGGAGCCGGGCACAGGGGACCCCAGCACCCCUAGUCAGCAGCUCGACCCUCAUGCGCUUCGAGCGCCCAGUGCCAGCUCACAACCCCCGAGUCCAGGUCCCAACUCACGCUCACCCAACCAGCAGCACCAAUAAAGGAGGCAGAGGACGUGGUGUGACUUGGGUGGGCCUGGGUGGGGUAAGGGUGUGCCCUCCUCCAUCCCCUGGAGGAGCAGACCUGGCUGCAAAAGCCACCCCUACCAGGCUCUUUCCCUCAGGGGACAGGAGGGCACCCAUGCUCUUCCAGCCUUCAGGAGUCUCCAAGGGCAGGAAGUGGGUCUUGAUUCUUCAACUCCACCAUCAAUUCCUACCUCUAAUGUUACCAAGGUACCAGGCCCAAACUCAGUACAAAAAAGAACCCUAGGCCUUGACCACCAGAAAAGGGCCCAGGCCUGGCUGCCUGGGAGCCCCAGCCCUGGAGUGUCCGUCUGCAGCACCAUUGCCCUGGCUCCUUGUGGUUUGUGGUGUGUAGUCGUCUCCGUUUGCUAAGUCAUGGGUGUCACAGGCUUGUAGAACUGCUCCAGCCCUCCUUAGGCGCCAGUGCUUGCGCGCAGACAGCGCAGAGGCCGUCCCUCCUCAUGAGACCAGAUGCAGCUCCUCAUGGCGCUUAGCCUGGCCAGAAAACCCUUGCAGUCCAAGCAGACACACAAUGUGCAAGCCAGCCCUGUGGACCCCGGAGUUAAUAAUUGGUCAGACUGCCGCUUUAUUCACCCGUCAUUCCUGAUGUGUGCGAACCUUCCAGCCUGGGAGGCCGGCGUGGAAGCAGCUCCUGUGCCAGCGGCUAAACAAGCAGUCAGAGGCUGUGUCACAGGACACCGCUCAACCCUAGGCUGACCCCGCUGGGUCUCAUGGCUCACCUGCCCUGGUUCACCAACAGAUGGGGUGUCAGGAGCAUGCCCCCCCACCCCAGUGUCAUCCCCCCGGGACGGUGACCAGCAGCUCAUAGGAGCUUUCAUCUUUGACUACUGCAGCUCCGCCCCCUCCCUGUCACUUCCAUGCACAGCUCCAGCUUCCGCACCGCCCUGCAGCAUCCCGAGGCCCUGUGAGGUCACCUGAGCACUUCCUGUGAGGGGGUGGGGGCUCCAGGUCCGUCCUGUUCUAGAAGUGAAAGGAUGGACUUAAUCAGAAGGGGUUGUCCACACGGAAAGGUGGCAGCGUGGGGCCUCCGGCUGCAGUGGAGGUGACCUCCCUGAUAGUUCAGGUGUGUCAGCUGGUCCUGGGCUGACCAUUUGUGUGUGCAGCUGUCUCUGGUAAGAGGCUCCUAAGGAUGGACAGCAGGGUGCAGCCACUGUGUGUGGUGCUGAUGUUGGCAGCAUCCCGCCCCGCCUGUCAGCCUGGAGAACUGCCCAGAGCAUCUCCAGUCAGCAGUGCACGAGGAACUCAGUCCUGUGGAGACUCGGUUUGUAUCUCUGGGAAGGUAGUGAGAGCUUGUUUGUUUCGUUCUUGUUCAGCUAUUUGCUUAAGACAGAGCCUCCCUCUGUAAAUACCUAGGCUACACUCACGGCAAUCCUCUUGCGACAGCGUGUGAGCACAGCCAGGUGGGCUCAGCGUGGCGAGUGUGGCUACCACGAGAUUCAGCCUCUGCUGCCAGCCGUGAAGUGACGCCUGCUCCCAGGCGAGCUGUCCUUUGAUCAUGUCCUUUAGGAUGGCAGGUGUCCUCAUUGGGGCUUUUGGAAGAAGUGUUGAGUGUCACCCGUGGACUCCUGGGGGACCAUUUGGGGUGCUGGACAGGGCACUUUGGGCUAUGGGGUGGAAGGCAGCUGCUCUCUGUAUAGCAGUCACAGGUGGUCUCUCACUCAGGCCUGGAGUCUCCUCAACCCUCGGUACGUCUCCUGUUUGGAUGUUAAUGGAGUUACAAGCCCAUUGUAGAAGUGGGCUCUCCUCAAUGGCUCUUUGAACUGUCACUUUUUCACUCUUAUUAAAUGAAGUGUCAAUCCCUGACAAA